Messenger RNA from Plutella xylostella (diamondback moth), 2729 nucleotides. NCBI's taxonomy places the organism in Eukaryota, Metazoa, Arthropoda, Insecta, Lepidoptera, Plutellidae. The record is from RefSeq and is a predicted model, not a curated record.
UUUGUCACCGGCGCCAUUUUGAUUUGUUUCAGUGAUAAAAUUUUUGGGUGUGCAUGCGUGGAGAAAAGUUUCUUGAUAUUUUGGGAAAUAGUAUCAUAACUGCUAGUGUAUUUAUAGAAUAGUGUGCGCCUGAAAUAGCUGCACCAUGUCAGACCGAAAGCGGUCCCUCAAUGAUCUACGGGUUAUAGAUUUGCGGGCUGAAUUGGAGAAACGUAACCUCGACAAAUCUGGCGUUCGGGGCGUUCUCAUUAACCGUUUGUGCAAGCAUUUAAAAGAGGAGGGUCACGAUCCGGAGACGUACAAGUUCGAAGUGUCGGGCCCCGAGCCCAAGACUCCCUCUAAGCGUCCGCGGCGGUCCGAGAGCACGGUGGAGCCCGAGCAGGACGAGACGCCGGCCAUGGAGGACAUGAUCGUGCAGGACGACGCCGGAGACGAGGACGAGGCCGAGACCACCAAUGAAGAACACGAGAACGGCAACAAAACCGAACCGGAACCGGAAAAAAUGGAAACAGAAGAAAAAGAGAAGCCAAACCGCAAACGCGAGAUCAAAGAACAGGAUGAGGCUUCCGAGCCAAAGAAACCGUGCAUUGAGAAAGAGGAAAAACAAGAGGAAGAUAACAAAGCCAACGAGAACAAUGAAGCAGAAGACAGCAUCAACUUAGACAUUGGUGACGAUGAAUUGCUCAAUGAAGAGACUGAUAGCACCACUAAAGGCAAAAAAGACGAGGAGUCUGCGGAGAGCGGCGCGGCGGCGGCGGCGGGCGGCGGCGCUGCGACCGGCGACCAACACGAAGAUAACUCUGAGGCUCCCGCCACUAGCGACGGAACUGAGGAGGCGAAAGAUAAAGAUGACAAAGAUGACAAAGACAAGGAGGAUGGUGACAAAAAGGACAAGAAGGACGAUGGCAAGGAGGGCGGCGCGCGCAACUUGUGGGUCAGCGGCCUGUCCGGCGACACGCGAGCCAAGGACCUCAAGCAGCUGUGCAGCAAGCAUGGGAAGGUUAUUGGUGCCAAGGUAGUGACAAAUGCCAGGACUCCUGGAUCACGUUGCUAUGGAUAUGUCACAAUGGCCAGUUCGGCUGAUGCUGAAAGCUGUAUCAAGAACCUUCACCGUACAGAGCUGCACGGGCGCAUGAUCUCUGUGGAGAAGGCCAAGUCGGAGUCGGAGUCGGCGUCGCGCCGCGCGCCCGCCCGCCACGAGCGCCGCGGCAGCAAGGAGCGGAAGGACGACAAGGAUGAGGACGGCAAAGAGAACGCGGACAAGUCUGGCGAGUCGAAGGGCAAGAAGGAGGGCGACGCGUCCGGAGAGGAGGGCCGCGCCGCCUCGCACGCGCGCGAUAAGAACGACAAGGACAAGGCGCGCCGCAGCACGCGCAGCCGCGAGCGCCGCCGCUCUCCCAGAGAAGUGCUGUCCUUUUCUAAGAUAUGGAAAGAGCGUGACCUGGCGCGCGCGCGCGAGCGGUCCCGAGCGGCUCGUGAAGAGGAGCGGCGGCGGCGCGCGGCCGAGGAGGCGCUGCGGGAGAGGGAGAGAAGACAGAGACAGGAGAAGCAUAGGCUGGCCAUAGAGAGAGAGAAGCUGAGGGCUGAGCGGGAGAAGAUUGAACGUGAAAAGAACGAGCUGCUCAGACUGGAGAGGGAGAGACAUCGCCUCGAGAGAGAGAAGCUGGAGCUGGAGCGACUGGAGCUGAAGAGGGCACAACUGAGGUUAGAAGAGGAGCGCCGCAAGCGUUCUGGUUACGAAGGAUCAGCGUACCGCAAGGCGCCGGAGCCGCCCGAGCCCGCCUACGAGCGCGACCCCCGCCACAAGAGGCCGCCGCCGCCGCCAAUGUCAUCAAGCCGUCAGUUCGAGGCGCCGCCGCCACCGCGCUUCGAGCUGCCCGCGCCGGCGUACGAGCGGGACAAGCGCGACCGCGAGCGCGCCGACUACAAGCGGGACUACCCGCGACACGUGUCCUCAAACACGCUAAAAUACCCGGCCAACGGCGCAGACGACACUCGGCAGCCGCAGCCGCCGGGAGCUCGUAAGGACGCGGCUCGCUACUCCCCCCGCGAGCGCGCCUACCGCCCCUCGCCGCCCGCCAAGCCCGAGCCGCGCAGCUGGCCCGCCGCCACCCGGUACCCAGACACCGCGCCCGCUAACAAAGGCAGCAGCGGAACAAGCGAAGCGUGGGCGGGCGGCGCCAGCGAGUCCCGCUACGGCAGCAGCGGCGGCGGCGGCGGCGGGUCGUACGAGACGCGGUACCCGCCCGCCUACCAGCCGCCGCCGCCCGGCGCCGCCUACCCGGACAGAUAUGCGCCGGCAAGGGAGUACCGCAAGUACUGAUGCCCGACCACAGCACGAGGAAAGAUUAACUGUUCGAGAAUUAGGAUAAUAUAAUACAUAAGGUACUUAUUACCUACUAAAAUCAGAUACCAUAUCUUAACUGGAUGCCCAACUUGACCAAUUUGUAUUUAGUCUUCUGGGUAGUUUUCUUUAUUAGAUUUUUUGCUGCAAUAUUGUAAUGAUUUGGUGUUAUAAUUUACAUGUUAGGUUAAAACCAUUCCUUCUGUUGUAAGUAAAUGGCAAGACUACGAAUAUUGUAUAAGUUUAUGAAGUUAACAUUUAUGAUAAUGUUUUAAUUUUAAAUGUGUGAAUUACAUUAUGUAUGUUUAGGGCACGCUUUGUGUAAAAUAUUAGGUACAAUUAAAUUUAAGGAAUGGAUACCAAUAAUAAAGCAUUACAUUCUUAA